AUGGUUGCAAAUUUUGCUCAAAACAGGCUUGAAUUUGCAGCCAUAGAGUUAGUGAGGCGAAUGCAAGCUAAUGGAGAAACCCCAAACACUGUCACCUUCACAAAUGUUCUUCCAGCCUGUGGAAGAUUACGUUUCCUGCAUGUUGGAAAGGAGAUUCAUGCCAAAAUAAUUCGGAUGGGAUGGUUUUCUGAUUUGUUUGUCUCUAAUGCUCUUACAGACAUGUACUCAAAAUGCGGAUACUUACACCUUGCUCGAAAUGUCUUUAAUAUUUCUAUCAAGGAUGAAGUUUCAUACAAUAUGCUGAUUAUGGGCUAUUCCCAAACAAGUGACUGCUUAGAGUCCCUGAAUUUGUUCUCAGAAAUGAUACUCUCUGGCAUGGUGCCUGAUAUUGUUUCAUUCAUGGGUGCCAUAUCUGCUUGUGCGAAUCUGGCUUCCAUAAAGCAAGGGAAAGAGAUCCAUGGUCUGCUGGUGAGACAGCAUUUUCACACACAUCUUUUUGUGGCAAAUUCACUCUUGGAUUUGUAUACCAAAUGUGGACGAAUAGAUCUUGCUUGCAAGGUAUUUGACUGUAUCGAAUACAAGGAUACAGCUUCUUGGAAUACUAUGAUUUUAGGCUAUGGUAUGCUGGGUGAGCUUCACACUGCAAUCAACCUCUUUGAGGCAAUGAAGGAAGAUGGUGUGGAUUACGAUUCAGUGUCCUUUAUCGCAGUUUUGUCAGCUUGCAGUCAUGGGGGUUUAAUUGAGAAGGGGAGGAAGUACUUUAUAAUGAUGCAGGAUCUUAAUAUUGAACCAACACAAAUGCACUAUGCAUGUAUGGUUGAUCUCCUUGGAAGAGCUGGGCUAAUGGAAGAAGCUGCAGACCUUAUUAGAGGCCUUUCCAUCGAAGCAGAUGCUAAUAUUUGGGGUGCGAUGCUCGCAUCUUUUUGA
This is a messenger RNA of Arachis stenosperma, 927 nucleotides long. Its product is annotated as pentatricopeptide repeat-containing protein DOT4, chloroplastic-like. The transcript is spliced from 2 exons. Bases 1 to 927 code for a protein of 308 amino acids. Gene Ontology annotation, molecular function: RNA binding; protein binding. NCBI's taxonomy places the organism in Eukaryota, Viridiplantae, Streptophyta, Magnoliopsida, Fabales, Fabaceae. The record is from RefSeq and is a predicted model, not a curated record. Gene Ontology annotation, biological process: RNA modification.